This is a messenger RNA of Cataglyphis hispanica, 1097 nucleotides long. RefSeq names its product innexin inx2-like. The coding region runs from base 1 to 1095 and encodes 364 amino acids. NCBI's taxonomy places the organism in Eukaryota, Metazoa, Arthropoda, Insecta, Hymenoptera, Formicidae. The record is from RefSeq and is a predicted model, not a curated record. Gene Ontology annotation, molecular function: gap junction channel activity. Gene Ontology annotation, biological process: phototransduction. Gene Ontology annotation, cellular component: plasma membrane; gap junction. The transcript has 5 exons.
AUGCUGGACCUCUUCGCACCUAUUAAAUGCCUUCUGCAAGAAGAAUCCGUUCGCGUUGACAAUGUAGUCUUCAGGCUGCACUCGCGUUUCACCGUUCUCCUGCUGCUCGUUUGCACCAUUCUCGUAACUGCCAAGCAGUAUAUCGGCGAACCGAUUUCUUGCAUGACCGAUGGUUCCCUCGACAAAGAUCCUGUAAAUGCGUAUUGCUGGAUCUAUAGUACGUUCACGGUAUCCCGACACCUGAAGGGUAUUCCUGGACGAGGUGUAGCGAGUGCUGGUGUAGGACAGGCUCUUCCAGAUGAUGAAGCCCGUCAUCAUCGAUAUUAUCAGUGGGUCUGCUUUGUUCUCGGCUUACAAGCGAUCCUUUUUUAUAUGCCACGCGCCUUAUGGGGCAUCUGGGAGAGAGGCACCAUAGGCCUUCUUUCGCGAGAUCUGGCCUCCCCCUUUCUGAGAGAUGUCUGGACCGAGGAGAGGAAGCAACGACUCGUCGAAUAUUUCACCAAGACGAAUCUACACAGUCACAACUUUUACGCUAUACGUUUCUUCGUGUGCGAGAUCUUGAACUUUUUAAAUUCGAUAGGACAGAUAUAUCUGUUGGACGUAUUUCUGGAAGGGCAGUUUAGACGAUACGGGCCCUCGGUAAGCGCAUUCGUCGCAGAGGAAAAUCCUUACGACAGGGUCGAUCCUAUGGCGCGACUGUUCCCGAAGAUGACCAAAUGCACGAUUCACACAUUCGGGCCGGCGGGCACCGUGCAAACUCACGACGCACUCUGCGUGCUCCCGUUAAAUGUGGUGAACGAGAAGAUUUUCGUCGUUCUCUGGUUCUGGCUGGUGUUUCUCGCGGGCGUCGGUUGCUUGGCGUUAAUCUAUAGAAUCAUAGUUUUCUCUCAAUCUUGGGCGAGAGUGUACCUUCUACGAGGUGCGGUUCGCGUACUCGAGAAAUCUAAGGUCGAGCGUGUCGUACGAGUACUCCACUUCGGUGAUUGGUUCCUCUUAUACCAACUUGCGCAGAACGUCAAUCCCAUCGUGUACAGGGAUCUGGUUAAUGAGAUAGCGAAAGCCUUUGCGACCAAGAGUUUUACGGACUUUGUUUAAAU